Peromyscus maniculatus bairdii (prairie deer mouse) is the source of this 2409-nucleotide messenger RNA. It is a transcript of the gene Nkx6-1, whose product is annotated as NK6 homeobox 1. Gene Ontology annotation, biological process: cell differentiation; regulation of transcription by RNA polymerase II. Gene Ontology annotation, molecular function: RNA polymerase II cis-regulatory region sequence-specific DNA binding; DNA-binding transcription factor activity, RNA polymerase II-specific. NCBI's taxonomy places the organism in Eukaryota, Metazoa, Chordata, Mammalia, Rodentia, Cricetidae. The record is from RefSeq and is a predicted model, not a curated record. Gene Ontology annotation, cellular component: nucleus.
GCGGACGGACACGAUCGGAGCGGGAACCGACCCGUCAGACUUUUCACACUUAGGUUUUCGUCUUUUUUUUUUUUUUUUUUUUAAAUAAUUCCUUUUCGUUACCGCUACUCGGGCGCCGCGUGGCCCAGAGGGGAAGCCGGCGCGUGGGCGCGCCAAGUCCCCGGGCCGCCGGAGCGGUGGCACUGCCCUUUCUGGCGCAGUAGAGAGCCAGGCCCGCGGCGGUGGCAGGCGCGAUCCCCGCGCGGGCCGGCUGCGCUCCGUCGUCCCCCGAGCGAGCCAGCGAGCAGCGAGUGCGAAUCAGCUGCGCAGCGGCCGGCGCGGAGCUCCCGAGCCAGAUUAGAGGCGCGCACCGGGCGGAACGCGGCGCCCUUUGAAGCUCCCCAAAGCCGGCGCGCCAGCCCCCACCCUCCAACAUCAAAGUGUGCGCCGGGUGGCUCCCAGCGUCGUGGCAAACUCUCGGGGACCAGCUCCGGGCGAGUUUUGGUGAUUUCCCGCGGGGGGACUGGAGAAGAGGAGACGUAGAGCGCUCUGAGCGCCGGGAACCGAAGCCGCCACUCUCCGAACCGAAGCCGCGCCGAGCCCGCCCGCGCUCCCGCUGCCCUCGCCGGCCGCAGCCUCCCGCGGGGGCGCUUGGACAUUUCUGCUGCGCAUCCCGGACAGCAACUCCCGGCGCCCGCGGCCCCGGGCUCCCUCGGCCCGUGGUGGCCUCCGAGUGAGCCGAGCCACACUCCACUUGCGCCCCCUAAUCCCCGGCGCCUCGGGCUCUCCGGAGCGCCGGCGGGGCCACCGGCCUGCGCGGCUGCGGGUUCGGGCCUGGCUGUGGGAUGUUAGCUGUGGGGGCGAUGGAGGGCCCCCGGCAGAGCGCGUUCCUGCUCAGCAGCCCGCCCCUGGCCGCCCUGCACAGCAUGGCCGAGAUGAAGACCCCGCUGUACCCCGCCGCCUACCCCCCGCUGCCCACCGGGCCCCCCUCUUCCUCCUCGUCCUCCUCGUCCUCGUCGCCCUCCCCGCCUUUGGGAGCCCACAAUCCAGGCGGCUUGAAGCCCCCGGCCGCGGGGGGCCUCUCGUCCCUGAGCAGCCCCCCGCCGCAGCUCUCGGCCGCCACCCCGCACGGCAUCAACGACAUCCUGAGCCGGCCCUCCAUGCCGGUGGCCUCAGGGGCCGCCCUCCCUUCCGCCUCGCCCUCGGGGUCCUCGUCCUCCUCCUCCUCGUCCGCCUCGUCCGCCUCCGCCACCUCGGCCUCUGCGGCCGCCGCCGCCGCCGCUGCAGCGCCGCCGCCGCCGCCGCCCGGGCUCUACUUCAGCCCCAGCGCCGCGGCCGUGGCCGCCGUGGGCCGGUACCCCAAGCCCCUGGCCGAGCUGCCCGGCCGGACGCCCAUCUUCUGGCCCGGGGUGAUGCAGAGCCCGCCCUGGAGGGACGCACGCCUGGCCUGUACGCCCCAUCAGGGAUCCAUUUUGUUGGACAAAGAUGGGAAGAGAAAACACACCAGACCCACGUUCUCUGGCCAACAGAUCUUCGCCCUAGAGAAGACUUUCGAACAAACGAAAUACUUGGCGGGGCCAGAGAGAGCUCGCUUGGCCUAUUCUUUGGGGAUGACGGAGAGUCAAGUCAAGGUCUGGUUCCAGAACCGCCGGACCAAGUGGAGGAAGAAACACGCGGCUGAGAUGGCCACGGCCAAGAAGAAGCAGGACUCGGAGACCGAGCGGCUCAAGGGGACUUCGGAGAACGAGGACGACGACGACGACUACAACAAGCCUCUGGACCCGAACUCUGACGACGAGAAAAUCACGCAGCUGCUGAAAAAGCACAAGUCGAGCGGCGGCGGCCUCCUGCUGCACGCCUCGGAGGCCGAGGGCUCGUCCUGAGCGCCGCCCGCACGGCACCGCGGGGAUCUCGGCCGCCCCGAACGCGCCCCUCAGCCCGUCCUCCCGCCCCCCCAACCCGGGCCCCAGCACCCCGCUGCUCCCCGGGCCUUUACUAUUUUCUAAGAUGUACAUAUCUAUUUUUUUAACCUAGAAAUUGUGGCGGGGGCUGGAGGGGGGUGGUAGGACGGCGCGUGGAUGAGAAGGGAGCCCGCCGACUGCACUGCUCAAAAAAACAAAAAACAAACCCGCAGCCGAACCCGCAACCCCGCGGCUCCCCAGGACCCUUCCCACCCUCGACGUCAGCACUGCCCCCCCUCCAUCCCCCUGCUCCCCAUCCAGGCUCGGUCCCUUGCUCUGCGGUCCCUGAGAUCCCGGUCGCGUUUCUGAAGAGUCGCCAGCCAGCGCCUGGUGGGAUUCUCCGAGCCACGCAGGGCGUCGCCCGCCGCCUAGGAAAAAAGGGGACCGAGGCUCCCGCUGCCCACAACUGCUCUGCCCACUAAGUAACCUGUUGAAGGCUCUAUGUAAAUAAAUCGUGAGUCACACUGAC